Messenger RNA from Musa acuminata AAA Group (dessert banana), 2304 nucleotides. RefSeq lists its product as uncharacterized. The transcript is spliced from 10 exons. NCBI's taxonomy places the organism in Eukaryota, Viridiplantae, Streptophyta, Magnoliopsida, Zingiberales, Musaceae. The record is from RefSeq and is a predicted model, not a curated record. Gene Ontology annotation, biological process: tRNA methylation; tRNA wobble uridine modification. Gene Ontology annotation, molecular function: protein binding; GTP binding; GTPase activity. Gene Ontology annotation, cellular component: cytosol; cytoplasm. Bases 106 to 1764 code for a protein of 552 amino acids.
CUCGAAGUCAUAUCGAACGGAUUCACUUGCCCCUUUCGAAUCCCAAAGCCUCGAUGUAUUCUUUCGCUCCCUGAAUCCUCUCUCACCCAAAUCCAAAACGAACGAAUGGCUCUCGCCCUCUUUCGCCUCUUCCUCACCCCGUUCCGGCGGACCAAUACCAAUUCCCGCCUCCCAAAUCUCCUAAACCCUAAACCCCCUAAGCUCUUCUCCUCGCCCAAAACCCUAAUCACCCAUUCCAAAACCCUGGUUUCUUCGUUCUCCACCUCAGGAAAAACCCUAAUUCUCACCGAAGACGAGCGCUUUGGGUCCGAGGACGCGGGCAGGAAUGAGGCGUCCCCAGGUUGGGGGACGAUCGCGGCGAUUGUUACCUCCAUGGGCGGUGGUUCGGCAGCCGUCGGCAUCGUCCGGCUGUCUGGUCCGACGGCGGUGGACGUCGCAGCAAGGGUGUUCCGGCCUGCGAGGACGUCCAAGGAAGGGUCUCGUGUGGUUUCCUGGAGGCCUAGAAGCCACUUUGUGGAGUAUGGUUUCGUCUUGGACCGGAAGGGCAAUGUCAUUGACGAGGUCCUUGCAAUUCCUAUGUUGGCACCAAGAUCUUAUACCAGAGAAGAUGUGGUUGAGCUCCAGUGUCAUGGAACCGAUGUAUGCUUGAACCGAGUAUUAAGAGCCUGCCUAGAGGCUGGGGCAAGGCUUGCGGAACCUGGGGAGUUCACCCUUCGUGCUUUUCUUAAUGGACGCUUGGACCUAUCUCAGGCCGAAAAUGUUGGAAAAUUGAUAGCAGCAAAGUCUGUGGCUGCAGCAGAGUCUGCAUUGGCUGGUAUACAGGGAGGCUUCUCGAACCUGGUCAAAUCACUGAGAAAGAAGUGUAUCGAGCUGCUUACAGAAAUUGAGGCACGCUUAGACUUUGAUGAUGAAUUGCCAGCUCUAGACCCUAAACUUCUGGUAAAUCAGAUUGAUGAUAUGUGGAAUACUCUCCAACAAGCGAUGGAUACAGCUAACUAUGACAAACUUUUGCAGUCUGGUCUCCAGAUAGCAAUCAUUGGCCGGCCAAAUGUUGGGAAGUCAAGCUUGCUCAAUGCUUGGAGCAAAAGUGACAGAGCUAUAGUUACUGAUAUUGCUGGAACGACGAGAGAUGUUAUAGAAGCCAGUAUUACUGUUAAGGGUAUUCCUGUUACUCUUCUUGAUACCGCUGGCAUCAGAGAAACCGAUGAUCUUGUAGAAAAAAUUGGUGUAAAGAGAUCAGAAUCUGCUGCCCUGGCUGCAGAUGUGAUAAUUAUGGUGACAAGUGCGGUUGAUGGGUGGACUGAGGAUGAUAGGACACUUAUUGAACACAUUCGAAAGAAUCAGAACUCAGCAGGUUCUGCUGUGCCCAUGAUACUUGUUAUUAAUAAGAUAGAUUGUGCCCCAUGUGUUUCAAUGCAACAAUUUAAGAUGGGUACAACCUCCUUCGUGAAGCAUAUUCAAACUUGUGCUGUCAAUGGUAAAGGCAUUUCAGAACUGGAGAGGGCUGUGCUAGAGGUCAGAGGUUUUGACACAAUUCAAUUAGGAGGGUCCAGAUGGGCAGUUAAUCAGAGGCAAUUUGAGCAGCUGCUCAGAGCCCAAGAGUCUCUAUCCAGAUUGAAAUUAUCAAUGAGUGAGGAAUUGCCCAUGGAUUUUUGGACGAUAGACUUGAGGGAAGCGGCAUUGGCCCUUGGGGAAAUAAGUGGGGAGAACAUAUCUGAAGAAGUGUUAUCAAACAUAUUUGGCAAGUUUUGCAUUGGCAAGUGAUCCACUGGUGAGGUUGUAUUUGUUGCAUUUUUUCGGUAUAUGACUCUACAAUUUUUCCUUUCACACAGUUCAGCAAAUUUUAAGACAGUUAUGAAAUUUGUGUGUGACUCUAAAUUUUGGGCCCAAUAACUUUGACAUGUCUUGUCAAGACAUCCAAAUUAGUUUGCCUAAAGAACAUUACUGAGAUUGGAGAUCGGGAUGCAUCCGUGUGAAUUUAUGAUAAGAGGAUGGCACAUAUCAUCCCUGUGAGAAUGUGGUGGCAACAUAGGAGAGGUUCUGAGCAUCAGCUGGAUUUGAAAUAUGGUGGAAGUCAAUCAUUUUUUCCAACAUAUGUCAGUCGGAUACCUUGUCCACUGUAAACAUUUUCUUUUACAUAAGAUUUCUAUAAUUUAGUGGGAGGCUGCUAAAGUCCAGUGUAUAAAUGUUAUUUAGCAGUUGCAAUUUUUUUAUGUAAAAAUGAACCAAAGGAAAUGAUACAUUAUUCUGUUGUUGCUCUUUUGCUCCCAGUCAUGUUAUAAACUUUGCAGCUAAAAUUUAUUA